UUAGCGGAGGGCCAGAUGGGACUACCUGCAGAAAAUCAAUGGAGCCAGCAACCGAAGUGGGACGCCAUGAAGAUGGCGGUGAAGUCGAUCUCGAAGAUGGCAGUAAUGCCAGUGUUGGCAGCAACGAUGGCGGUCAUGGUGACCACAACACUAACGAUGAUGGCCACCACCAUGGAAGCCACCACGGCGGCCGCCACCACCACCAUAGCAACCAUGACGUCCACCAACAUCACCACACCAGUCACCAUGAACACCACCACCACCACCAUGAUGGAGGCCACUUCGGUGGUGGCCACCACCACCAUGACGGAGGCCACUUCGGUGGCGGCCACCACCACAGUUCAAUAUGACCUUUUCUCAAUGAUCCAUUACCAUCACAAGCUUAAUUCAAUUACUAGCUUCUCGAGACGUCUUGAAUUUGAGUUAUAAAAUGUAUUAGGGUUGGUGGCAAAACCUUCAUCUAAAAAUGUCCUGUACUAAUUCGAUUUGAAUUAGUGUAGAUCCUUGUUAAAGUCUCAUCAAUUUGAUAUGGAUUAGAUCGAGGAUAUGGUUAAAAAAAUUGUGGUGGUCCAUUGAAAUCCCACGCACAGCACAUGGAAGGUAUCAUUGGGAAAAUUGUAUGAUAAGUCUUC
This is a messenger RNA of Prosopis cineraria, 632 nucleotides long. RefSeq lists its product as uncharacterized. The record is from RefSeq and is a predicted model, not a curated record. The coding region runs from base 16 to 429 and encodes 137 amino acids. NCBI's taxonomy places the organism in Eukaryota, Viridiplantae, Streptophyta, Magnoliopsida, Fabales, Fabaceae. The transcript is spliced from 2 exons.